Molecule: messenger RNA, 2734 nt
Organism: Olea europaea var. sylvestris
Lineage: Eukaryota; Viridiplantae; Streptophyta; Magnoliopsida; Lamiales; Oleaceae
Exons: 9
Coding region: 144-2186 (680 amino acids)
Biological process (GO): mRNA destabilization
Cellular component (GO): cytoplasm
Molecular function (GO): mRNA binding
Source: RefSeq, a predicted model, not a curated record
CCUCUUUGAGCAUUCUCUUUCUUCUCCAUUUGGAUAAACCCAGACCCUUAAUUCUGGUGGCGGCUGCUACUCUUGCCCCCUUCGUUCUUUCUCUCUAAAACCCCAUAUUUCUCUCUCGAAGGAGAUCUAUCAAUCUAGAGUACAUGGCCGCCUUUGCCCCUCCAGAUCAGGCUGCAGACCUGCUACAAAAACUGUCUUUGGACCCACAGGCGAAAACCCUGGAAAUUCCCGAGCCAACCAAAAAGCCUUCUGUUGAUUCUGGCAAUGGGACCAAUGGGCAGCUUCACUCACGGGAGGGGUCGUUGACUCCGAUUCUACCUGAUUUUAUUGAUCCGUCUAUGUGCUAUCUUCCUAAUGGCUACCCUUCUACUGCAUACUAUUAUGGCGGCUAUGAUGGUACUGGUAGUGAGUGGAAGGACUACGCACCAUAUGUAAAUUCAGAUGGAGUAGAAAUGACACCAGGAGUUUAUGGGGACAGUGGGUCGCUAAUGUAUCACCAUGGCUAUGGCUAUGCUCCUUAUGGCCCAUAUUCUCCUGCUGCUACGCCUGUUCCAACUGUUGGACAUGAUGGUCAACUAUAUGGAGCUCAACACUACCAGUACCCUUCUCCGUACUUCCAGUCAGCAACCGGCAGCCCAUAUCCUACUCCUGCUGCCUCUGCCAAGGGUGACAUAUCAGCGUCUGCAGCUGCUGACAAAGCUCCUUUGUCAGUUGCUUCUGCUGAUGCAAAAUCUAAUGGCAUUGCAAAUAGCGGGAGCAUAAAGAAAAAUAAUGGCUCGAAUGCUGCCAAACCAGCAUACCAAAAUUCGUCUUAUAACUAUAAUGGCACAUAUGGACGGGGUGGAUUUCCUGGAGCAAUUCCUGCUUCUGGUUAUCAGGACCCAAGAUUUUUACUUGAUGGUUCACGGUCACCAAUUCCAUGGUUAGAUGGUUCCUUCAUGUCAGAUGGGCAGCCUAGGCCAUUAACUAGCUCUUCUAUGGCUUCGCCCCUACCAAACGGAAAUGGUGUUCCCUCAUCAAGAAAUCAGAAUUUCCGUCCUCAUUUCAUGGGUUUGCACCACCCAAGAUCGGUGUCUGGUAUGAAUGCAGCCAACGGAUACAUAAAUAGAAUAUAUCCCAACAAAUUAUAUGGCCAGUAUGGAAACACAUACAGAUCUGGGUUGGGCUAUGGAUCUAAUGGGUAUGAGUCACGUACAAAUGCUCGUGGUUAUAUGGCUGUUGAUAGCAAGUAUAAACCCAGGGCAAGAGGAAAUGGCUUAUAUGGAUAUGGCAAUGAGAACAUGGAUGGUUUGAAUGAAUUGAACAGGGGACCGAGAACAAAAAGCUCGAAGAAUCAAAAAGGUGCUAUGUCAGUGGAUCCGGCUGUCAAUGUGCAAAACCCCUUGUUGACUGGAAUGGCUGAUAGCGAGAAGUCUAGUUCGGCUCCUAAUCGAGAACAAUACAACCAACAAGAUUUCCCUGAGGCUUAUGCAGAGGCAAAGUUCUUUGUUAUCAAGUCGUACAGCGAGGAUGAUAUACAUAAGAGCAUCAAAUACAAUGUAUGGGCUAGUACACCAAAUGGUAACAAGAAGCUGGAUGCAGCUUACCAGGAUGCUCAGCAAAAGUCUGGAGGCUGCCCUGUUUUCCUUUUCUUCUCAGUAAAUACCAGUGGGCAGUUUGUUGGUGUCGCGGAGAUGGUUGGGCCCGUCGAUUUCAACAAGAAUGUUGAGUACUGGCAGCAGGACAAGUGGAUUGGCUGUUUCCCUGUUAAAUGGCAGAUUGUGAAGGAUGUACCCAACAGCUUGCUGAAGCACAUCAUCCUAGAAAACAAUGAGAACAAACCUGUUACUAAUAGUAGGGAUACCCAAGAGGUUAAAUUGGAGCAGGGGCUUCAAAUGCUCAAAAUAUUCAAGGAUCAUUCGAGCAAACAAUGUGUGUUGGACGAUUUUGAAUUCUAUGAGGAUCGCCAAAGGAGAAUUCAGGAGAAGAAAGCUAAGCAACAGCAGUUUCAGAAGCAGAUGCAGGUAUGGGAGGGUAACCCAAAUGAAGAUGAUAAAUCCAAGUCUUCAGAAGUUGCUUCAGAUGUGGGCAAGGAGACUGCAGCAGUUCAGACUAAUGGGGAUGACAACCUUUCCGAGAAUAGUUCUCUUGCAAAAUCUGAUGCCCCCAAAACUGUACAUCCUGAUGUGGUUACAAAUGGUAGCUAGAUUCAGGCUUGCACAAAGCGGUCCAUGAUCUAAUGUGGUGUGCAUUUACAGAGAGUGCUCUGAUCAGAACGUAUGAAGGUUUAGAUCCCCAAUGGAUUGGGCCGCGUUGUUCAGUGCCUUGCUGCAUAAGAAAUUAUUACUCAGUGUGAUAAGAGCCUGAGAAGAUGUUCUCGUAGUUUGGCAAGGCUGAUAUCAACUUCUAGGACAGUAUGGAGUAGGGAGUCCCAUUUUUCCUUGUGAUGGUCUUGUUUCUCUUCCUUUUAGCUUCUAACAAGUUUUUCUUGUUCCUAGAUAGGGGGGUUGGUUUUAGUCUGGGUUUUAUUUUCUUUUUUCUUUUUAAUUUUUGUUAUAGCUUUUUCUGUUUUGUCUGUUUGUUCUUUUCACUCUCCCCUUUUCUCUGGGUGUUACGUCAAUUGCCUUCGUGUGGCACCAUCCUAUCUUGUAAUCCUAGUUCUAUUUUUGUGUCUGUAAAAGUAGGAAGCAAGGUGGGAAAGCAUUGCAAUAUUAAGCUUUUUUAAUAGUUAUCCCGAUCAUGUCAUUUCUCUCAA